Messenger RNA from Myripristis murdjan (pinecone soldierfish), 2443 nucleotides. It is a transcript of the gene arf6b, whose product is annotated as ADP-ribosylation factor 6b. Gene Ontology annotation, molecular function: GTP binding; GTPase activity. Lineage: Eukaryota; Metazoa; Chordata; Actinopteri; Holocentriformes; Holocentridae. The transcript is spliced from 2 exons. The record is from RefSeq and is a predicted model, not a curated record. The coding region runs from base 826 to 1353 and encodes 175 amino acids.
CAGGCGGCGGCUGAAUGAACCAGACGGGAGGAAGUGGCGGUUGAUGCAGCUCCACACCUUUCCGGUGAAGCAGCUCUGCGACCAACUCGAUUCAAAGGAGAAAGACGAGAGCUGGGGAAAAUUAUCGAGAGAGGAGGGGGAAUCACAAGGGGGACAAGACGUGGAGUUUCGUGAGUGAAUAAAUGUGUUGCUGAGUCACUGAGGAUUUUGUCGAAGACCCCCCCCUCCUCCCCGGAGCGGAGAAGUUGACCAGCGCGACGCUUGAUGGAAUAGUUGCGGAAAAAUUGCUUUUCUCCUCCGGUGGUGCUGAAAAGAACAAGGGCGCACCCGGCUAGGAGGACCGCCAGACACAACCAUCAAGAGGAAUUCACAAGUACCGCAGGCUUUUCAGGGCCUUAUGUGGUGUUUCGCCAGACACGCCGCUUCUUCCUCCUGCAAUUUGUAAUCGUCGCGGCCUCUGUUUUAAAUGCAAUUUCACAUUGAUCUGGGCAACACAAUGAACCUUCUGCAACAGCUGCUACGAAGUUGUUAGGGUGACGGUAAUCGUGCCAUGCUCUGUACAGGCCCUGCAAACAUUGUGGUACUCUGAACAUGAAUGCCCCUGCACCUCAUAGGAUCCUUUAGCACAGACUCACCAGUAACGACCCUCAGUACAGUUUUCAGGCUUCACAUUUCUAAAAAAAACAUUCACAUGUUUGUCACUGAGCCAUGUUCUCCCAAGUAAGCCUGUAAUCAAGCAAACGAUAAUCCACGUGAAGAGAGGCGUUAGUGCGGCACCCCGCAGUUUUUCUCGUUGGGAGUGAAUAUUUAUGCACAGAGGUCAAAAUGGGGAAAAUGCUCUCAAAAAUAUUUGGCAACAAGGAGAUGAGAAUAUUGAUGCUUGGACUUGAUGCUGCUGGCAAGACAACAAUUCUUUACAAACUGAAACUCGGACAGUCGGUCACCACAAUCCCCACAGUUGGCUUCAAUGUCGAGACUGUCACUUACAAAAAUGUCAAGUUCAACGUCUGGGAUGUUGGCGGCCAGGAUAAGAUUCGUCCUCUGUGGCGACACUACUAUACAGGCACUCAAGGGUUAAUUUUCGUUGUGGAUUGCGCGGACAGAGAUCGCAUCGAUGAGGCAAGGCAGGAACUUCACCGCAUCAUCAAUGACCGGGAGAUGAGGGAUGCCAUCAUCUUGAUAUUCGCCAAUAAGCAAGACCUCCCGGAUGCUAUGAAGCCACAUGAAAUCCAGGAGAAGCUCGGAUUGACCCGCAUCAGAGAUAGGAAUUGGUAUGUUCAACCCUCCUGUGCGACUACAGGUGAUGGACUAUAUGAGGGAUUGACAUGGCUAACCUCAAAUUACAAAUCUUAAUGAUUGAGUGCUGACUGUUUUAGGUCAAAACUAUAAUAAAGUUGCAAGUAACAAAUAACUUCUCGAAUGAGUAUGGUUAAGAAAAAGUUGAUUAUCUUCCAUUUAUUUUUAAUACUAUGUUUACCCCAUGACUAAUUUAUCUUUAAGUGGGUUUGCUGGCUUAAAGUUUGCUUGUACUCUGUAGCAGGCCUAUUAUCACAUUCAUUAUUUUGGGGCUUGCUUGAUGAAUACGGAAUUAAUUGGUCCUAAUGUUAAAGCCACAGAUCACCGCUUUUGCCUAUUCCUUUUCCUGUUUUAUAUAUUUUUUUCUAAUGAAGCUGGAGUUUUUAUCUUUUCAUUCUGGACUAAAGUUAGUUUCAUGGUUCUUAGGUCUGGGUUGCUGAUGAACAUGGGUUGUUUUUCUUUUUUUCCCCCACAAAGGUGAGACCUUUUAUGUCAAGUAGCCUACUCUGAGGGACUUUCACACUUGUUUUAAUACAGUACUGUGAUUUUAAAAAAAAGUAUUUCUUCUCAAUGGUAUUGACAGCUGCAGGAAAUAAGGAAAGCGUUCAUCUUUGCUUACAUUUCAUUGUCAGCGUUCUUGAAAUCAGAGAAAAUAUGACUUGAGACAUGUUUUGUUACCCACCCCCUGGAUCCCCUUAUGUGGGCUAUAUAGUUAAUUGAUUGACCUUUUUGUGUCAUGUCUUGAUACCUAAUUGUGCUGAAUAUUCAACAAAUAGGCCUCCAGUAACUCUUAAACAUGCUUGUCAGGAUGCAUCUUUAGUUAUGGGUAACAUUGAUAGUCAUGUAGUCAGUUGACUCAGUCUUUCCAAAGGAAUGUCAUUCAGCUCUGAGCUCUUCUCAAUCUGAUACCACAAUUGAUUAGUCUCAGUAUUGGGACAUUAUAUGAUAGCCUAUAUCUGUAGCAUGAGUACGGAAGUACAGUAACCCUACAUCAGAGUCCAUCUGUCGUGCAGUCAGAAGGAGUCACUUACCGGUGAGAUGUUGAAGACGCCUUUUGGUGCAGCUCCUACUCCUAUUUUGACUGGGGGAACCAUGUACAGAACAAUGUCAUUGUAAUGUCUUAUUAAAAAAGUGAUUUUAAAUCUGU